Exophiala viscosa is the source of this 2837-nucleotide messenger RNA. RefSeq lists its product as uncharacterized. Bases 158 to 2446 code for a protein of 762 amino acids. The transcript has a single exon. The record is from RefSeq and is a predicted model, not a curated record. NCBI's taxonomy places the organism in Eukaryota, Fungi, Ascomycota, Eurotiomycetes, Chaetothyriales, Herpotrichiellaceae.
CUGCCACCACCACGACCGACUUCGUUCUUCUUCGCUCUACUCAGCCAGCUUCCCUCGCAAGCAGACGACGGUCCGUAUCUCUCGGCGGAGUUGCGCCUCUUGCUGUCGCUAGCUCACCGGAUUCUCACCUGCACGUUCUUCUCGGCCAGUCUUCAAGAUGCCGGAGUACGAUUUGGACGAGUCUGGUAAAGUCGAUCUUGCUCAGUAUGGUAUUCCUCCGUAUGAGCCUGAAACCUCGCCAUACAACAGGGACAGCCUCGCCGAGUGGGAGGACUCCGACACCGAGCCUGAUGGGGCAGAUGACAGCACCGACAGAGAUGUCAGCGAUGACGACGACACAGGAUCAAAACCCUGGACAGUCUCGAGGCUUGCUGAAGUUGAGGUGCAGCUUUCUUCAUGGGGGAGAAUCCAAAACCCGCUGAAGGCCAAGUAUGCCAGAGAGAUUGCAUGUUUGAGAUUCGCCGAGCCGCCCACCGAAGACGAGCUUGAGAAGGAAAUCAACUUCAUUGAGAGCAUCGACUCUCUCAAUGUCGUCAGAACAUACAAGUCAUAUGGCGAUCUCAAUAGUGGUGACCCGAUGUACCGGCAGUUCCAUCCAAAGGGGUCAAGGUUUUUUCCAACUUCAAAGAUCGCACAGUGGGUGCGUGGGGAUCAGGGAGCGAAAUACUUUGACCCCCCGGAGGCAUUUGACAUCCGCUGGGAAGAUGAUGGACCAGAAGAUAUUAUCUGCGCCGACUACGAAUUCAAUCGCGGACUUCUGGGAAAUCCAAAACAUGUCCCGACCGACUCCAAGGCAAUCGCCGAGAUCUUCGCAUCAGCGAUUCAAUAUCCGACUAAAUUGAAGAUUUGGCAGCUCUACAUCAACAUUGUCCGAGAGAAAUUGAACUCGGGUCACAGAUUGCUGGACCUGGUGCUACCUCGGCGGGAACCACCUCUCAAGGAAUUAGAUGUCAACAACCAUGUCUGGGCAGCCAUAGAAAACCGAGCACUAUUCAAGGAGGUUCGAAAAGUGCGCGACUGGUUUUACAUUGAGGCUUUCGACCUGAGCAAGAACCCGAUGCUGGCCGAGGGACCUUUCGCAUGCCCCGAAGAAGAUCCUACAGGCGACUUUAGCAUUGAGGGGGUCCCCCAGUACUGGAAGUUUUGGGUGUCGAGGGACAUCUCAGGCCCUGUCAACACACAGCAAAAACCGGCUAAAGUUCCAGAGCUCGGCACAGCCGAUCUCAAUGCCCUCCUGAACUCAGCGCCAUCGGCCGCCACAGAAUGGACCUCUACUCAGCGGGCGCGAUGGGCGACAGACAGAACCGGAGAAGAAUGGGAUGACGGUAUCCGGGGGUGGACGGGCGCCGACAAAAAAAACACCGAGCUGCUACGGCAGCGCCAUGACAACAUCCCCUACAACCAGUUGAGAAACGACAAUCUCCCGGCGUUUUUUCGCAAGUUAACAUGCAAACAAGCGGGAGACCUCGUACGAGCUCUAAAAGAGGGCAAAGUCAAAGACCUGACUCAGAGUCAGGCAAAAGAAUACUGGCCUGAAGAUUUAGACUCAGGUGGCAAACUACGGGCUAAACGAAAGCCGUGGGCCGAUAGCUACCACGGCCCAGAUCUCGGUGCACUUGCACCAGCGGGAGCAAACAUCGGCGGGAGCGAUAUAACAGGCAAGACACCCUGGGAGCAAAAAUGUCCGAGAACCUUCAUCUCCGCCGGCCGCUUUAUGGUCGAGGACGUCGAUUUUCGACUGCCAGCUAGAAAGCAAGCUACCGUCUACCAAACACAGAUCUCGAGACUGGAAAGUGAGAUCAGUGCGCUUAAGCGAAAAGCCACUGAGCCGCCCACACCUAUAGCCUCUAAGCGGCUAAGGACGUCUUCGAUAUCCAGCACCGUCAGCGAGAGAGGACGCACGAUCAAGGAGCUCGCUGCGCGAGACCGCGAUAUUUCGAAGUUGAAGUCCGCAAAUGCAAAACUCAUAGCCGACGCGGCAGCAGACGCCGAGUACCACGCUACACAGCUCGCUGACCUCAACGAGGAACUGAACAUUGCGCGCGAUGGUAUGAAGGACCAGAACGAUCUCGGCGCGGAAAAGAAAGCAUUCGAGGAAAACAAUCAAGAAGUCACCGCUCUUUGCUCGCUCCUAAAGAUGACUGUGGAGGCUUUUCAGGCCCGCCUGUCAAAAAGUCAACAAGGUCUCAAGCCCGACCUUAGAUACGAUCUGCAGGCCUUGGACUAUCGAAAUCCGCGGUUACAGCCAAUAAUCGAAGACAUUUUCGGGCGAGCAAUGCCAGAAAAGCUCGGAUUGGCGCCUACCGGCCCACAACCUGAGCCAUAUCAUGGAGACUCGGAAAGCAACGCGUUUACACUACGCGAGAAAGUACCGCGCCCAGCUUAUGACAGACAAGGGCUGUGGCGAAGAGGAUGCCACCGAGAUGGUCAAACAGGAGAUUUCUAAGUAUUUGGAGGAUCAUGUUCUAGCCCCGUGGAUGGGGAAAGGAUGGACUCACCUGGCAACAGACGGAAAUGAGCCAGAAGAAGAGGAGUCACAAGAUAAGGUACCCGAGGAAGAAAUAUUCUAAAGGUCGGCGAGCAUAUGGAAAUAGGGGCUGAUGGUCGGCGAUUUGAGAUCGACGAGCAAAUGGAUACUGGGCUGGUGGUCGGCGUGUUAGAGGUCGGCCAGUAGAUGGAUAUUGGGCUGGUGGUCGCCGUGUUGGCGGUCGGCGAGUAGAUGGACUGGGCUGGUGGCCGGCGUGUUGGCGGUCAGCAAGCAAGAGUAUCGUGAGCUAUAUCGCAGCGAGCUUAGAUAGAGGCAGGGCUUUCUAUUAAACGAACGAACAAUCUUAAUA